UAGAACAACAAAGACUCUUAGGGGUUUUUUUGACCUAGUCAGGUAUUGUUCUUAGAGAGUCUGAAAUCAGUUACAGGUCAUUUUAAAUGUGGAAUUCCACUUCGAAAAAUGGGUGCUUUGACAAUCUACAAGAUCAUACACAGUUACCGAGGCAGUUUGUCCAGAUAACCGCCCAAAAGGGCCCACCUGACCCCCAGUCACAGCGAAUGAGAUUUCAACAAUCCUAAUCAUAUUGCUUUGUUACUGGAUGUUCCAUCCUGUUGACUGUAUUGAUUUACUCUGUGUAAUCCAUCUGGAGUACCAGUGAGAAAGGCCUUUACAUGGACCUCUGCAACUGCUUCUACAACAAAGGAACAGAAGAAUUGUAAAGAGAAAAUAGUGAAAGAAAUGGCUAGCCAGGGAAUGAUAAGUAGAAAUGAAACUUUUGCUUCAUUGCCACUUUUCACAUCCUAUCUAUUAGAAGAAUGGAUAAGUACUGAUCAUCUCCUGAUUCCUCAUAUGGCUGUAAACUUGAUAAUGUUCUUAGCAGCCAUUACAAUCAAUGUCCCCUUUACUCUAGCUGGUGUUUGUUGUAUCUGUGCAUUUAUAGUAUUCAUAUAUCAGAAAGUUAACAAACUAAACAAUGAUUAUUCUAGUGCAUCGUGGGACAAUGCCAGACUAACUAUUGCUCACGGGCUCAUUGGACUUGGAAGAAUACUGCACGGAUAUGAGAUUCUUGGUACAGAAAACAUACCACAAGGGCCAGGACUCAUUGUUUACUACCACGGAGCUAUCCCUAUUGAUUACUCUUUUUUUUUUGCUAGUCGACUUGUUAUGGGACAACGCUGUUAUUCUGUAGUCGAUUAUUUUCUCUUUAGAACACCAGGUUUAAAAGCAUUAUUAAGCAUAAUGAAUUUCACAACAGGUUCAAGAGAAGAAUGUCUGAAAAUUCUCAAGGAUGGCCAUUUGUUAGGUAUUUCACCAGGAGGAGUUCGAGAAGCUUUAUUUAGCAACAACAACUACAAACUUCUAUGGAGCAAUCGUACAGGCUUUGCUCAGCUAGCUAUUGAUGCUAAAGUGGCAAUCAUCCCAAUGUUUACAGAAAAUGUUCGUGAUGGCUAUAGGGCACUUGGAAAUAUAUGGCCACUGAGAUGGCUGUAUGAGAAUACUCGAUUACCACUUGUUCCUAUUUAUGGAUUUUUUCCCGUCAAAUUUCGCACCCAUAUAGGAGAGCCAAUAGCUUAUGAUCCAAACAUAACUUCUGAUGAAUUAGCUAAGAAGACAAAAAUUGCAAUAGAAACUCUAAUACGCAGACACCAGAAAAAACCUGGACAUAUAAUAAGAGGUAUUUUGGAUCGGUUUGCUAAGCAAUAGAAACCAGACCAAGGUAAAAAUUCAGGAAUACCUCCCCUGAACACUCGCCUAAAACUCAUCAUUGGAAAGGCCUGGAAUGUACUGCUGACUAUUGAUCAAGCAUGAAGACUGACAAACACACCUGACAAACAUUUGUAACUCUCACGAACAAGAAAAGCAGUCUUGUGACUGAUAAGAAAAGCUCAGCUGAACAUGUUUUGGGACACUGGGAAGAAGUUACAAAUGUGGGGCUUUGCAGUCCCCUGGGUGCCAAAAUAAACAAUGAAAGAGGGAAAAAUUAAAUCACACUUCUGUUUCCACCUCUUAGGAGUGACAUGCCACCAUGGUACCACCCCAGUCCCAGGGAAAUGUAGAAAAGUCCAGGAAGAGAACAUGUUUUGGCAUCAGUUUGUCUUUGCAGUAGCUUUUUUUUGUGAGCCAGGAGCACCCUUUUCUGUUUAUGUUCUUCAUGCUUUGAGGUCAUCUUGAGGCCUCCAAGGCUUGUCCACACCCUGCCCUGCCCUGCUAGUUCUCAGGAGUUUGAGGGAUGAGACGCUCACAAGAGUUCUGCCUCUUCAAUCUUCCUUAAUCAUUGGAUAGGAUGAAAGUGCAUCAGCUUCCUUGCUAGGAAAUUGAGCAAAAACUGGAUGGACAGAAGAGUGGCAAUGAAAUUUGUUCUGAUGUUUGCAACUUUUGUUGCAAGUUUAUUUACAAGAUUUAGUGAUUUAUGAUUCAUCUCUCCAUUAUCUAGUUGAUUCUAUCUACAAGUUGAUUCUCUACUGAUUUGGAAUUUUGUUAUAUUUCCUGAUGCUUUAAUACUAUCUAUAUUAUUUUCUGUAAUCAUAUGUAUUUUUCCUGAUGGUUUUGUUUUCAUGCUUUUGUUCACAUGUAUCCCUGUAUCAUGCAUCUGAUUCAGUUUGCAGCUGGUAAUCUGCUUGUUUAGUGUGUUUGUGAAAAUAUGGAAUGGUAUUGUAUAGUCUGAGCUCGUCAUAUCUUGGAAUUUAAGUUGGAUUGAUACUUGGAAGGAAGACGUCCAAGGAAGACUCUGCAGAGGAAGGGAACGGCAAAUCACCUCCACUUAAUCAGUUCCUUGAAAAUCCCAUCAGCGAUCAGUAUAAGUCAGCUAUAACUUGACAACAUUUUUCCCACAGACAUUGUAUUAUGCAUAAAUACCUUUAAUAAACCACUUAAUUUGUAUCAGUAA
Molecule: messenger RNA, 2536 nt
Organism: Sphaerodactylus townsendi
Lineage: Eukaryota; Metazoa; Chordata; Lepidosauria; Squamata; Sphaerodactylidae
Product: transmembrane protein 68-like
Exons: 11
Coding region: 388-1353 (321 amino acids)
Cellular component (GO): membrane
Molecular function (GO): acyltransferase activity
Source: RefSeq, a predicted model, not a curated record